This is a messenger RNA of Engraulis encrasicolus (European anchovy), 1300 nucleotides long. RefSeq names its product zinc finger, MYND-type containing 12 (gene zmynd12). Gene Ontology annotation, molecular function: protein binding. The transcript has 8 exons. Bases 110 to 1228 code for a protein of 372 amino acids. The record is from RefSeq and is a predicted model, not a curated record. Lineage: Eukaryota; Metazoa; Chordata; Actinopteri; Clupeiformes; Engraulidae.
CAAGCGUCAAACAGUCUGGAUUCUCGUAGUUCUCAUGCUAUCGCUAAGUGAGUUUGUCAACACACUUCAUCUUUAUACGUUUGGAGAACUCCUCUAAAUGGUGUGAAACAUGGCAGCUGCCGUAAAUCCGCUGGCUAACCCCAAAGGUGGCAAGAAGUUAUGCGAAUUAUGUCAGAAGCCCGCGUAUCUUCAGUGCACGAAAUGCCGUGUGACUUUCUACUGUGACGUGAGCCAUCAGGAAGCUGAUUGGCUGAGCAUCCACAACAGGGUGUGUCAGAUGCUGGUCGCCGUGAGAACGCCCGCCCCCUUCCACUCACUACAGGCUGAGAGAGACCUGCACCGCGCAGAGAUACGCCGAGCACAGGAGCUGCUUAUAAGUGUGUGUGAGGAGGAAGCUCGGCGCUGGCUGUUCGAGGGCCAGUGUGUGGAGGCGUUGCCCGCGGCGAGGCUUUGUUUACGCAUCGCCAUGGACACACAUGGGCCCAACGCCAUACAGCUGGUCUCACCAUACCUGCUACUGGCAGAAGCCAACGUGGGUCUGGGUAACCUGCCUCUUGCUCAGGAGUACCUGUCCCAGGCUGAGUGGACUGUGUUGAACGCGCCCGACUGCAGUGGAGCCCUGAGGCACCGCCUCCACCGCAACAUGGGGAGCCUAUACAUGACUACAGGAGAUAUGGACAACGCACUGCUACACUACUCUAAUGACGUGUAUUUCGCCAGUGAGGUGUUCGGUCUUGACAGCAUAGUGACGUGUGGAGGAUAUUUCCUGAUGGCCGGAGUCUUCCAGAAGCAGAACAAGAACGACAUCGUCACAUCACUUUAUAAGAAGGUGUGUGACUGUUGGCAUGGCUACCUCAGUAAGCUGAUGGAGAGCAGGAUGAAAUCAUCAGUCCAGACACCACUCAGUGAGGUGGAGCGAUGUGAAGGCGAUCGCACUCUGAGUGUGAUGCUGGAGGAGCACGAGAGGAUGACUCUUGACCACGCCCCCGACUCACCAGGACACACUCCUGACUCCUCCCCUAUUGCGUUAAGCUCCGCCCGCCUGCUGCACGCUCUCGCCAUGCUCUGGACCCUCGCAGGCUCAUUCACCAAGGCCCAUCAGUACUGCGUGAGAGCGCUGGAAGAGAGCGAGAGAGAGAAGACUGCACAGCUGACAGCAGCCAUCAAGGAACUACUGACCUGGACACAGCAGCCCACACACACACACACACUCACCAUCACACAGUAGACACACACACACAUACACUCGCACAGUAGACACACACACACACACACACACACUCACAGUAGACACACGCAC